UCUCAAACUCGACAGCUUUAUCCGCAGCUCCGAUCAGUUACAAGCCGCCCCAGAGGUCCCAUCGGCGUAGCGUAGCGGCUCCGACCAUGAAGAUCCAAAAACAACAAUGGGGAGUGGAAGAACACUUUCCUGAAGAAAUCAUAGACAAAAUCCUGUUGAAAUUGCCCGUCAAAGACGUAAUCAGAUGCAGCGCCGUGUGCAAGUUAUGGAACUCUCUCAUUAAAAACCCUACCUUCAUUCAAACCCACCUCAACAAUCAAACCCACGACGGCAUUUCGAAGCGCCUCCUGCUCAUCUCCCGCCAAUCAUACGAUUUGCAUUGGGAUAACCCUGCAGCUUUAUUCGGUCAGUAUUCCAACCUCCGAAAUCCAAUUCGCAACAGUAAUUGGACCAAAGGUAUCGUUUGGGAAGUGGUCGGAACUUGUAACGGACUUGUAUGCCUUGCUGUUUCCUCAAUUCACGGUGACCCCUGCCCUCCUGUGAUUCUGUGGAAUCCAUCCAUUAGAAAGUUUGGGUUUUUGCCUAGUCCCAGUCGUGCCGUUGAUUGCUACCGGUAUGAAAGUUAUUAUCUCUGCUAUGAUUCUCGUAUAGAUGAUUAUAAGGUUGUGAGGAUUGUCAGGGAACCCUAUUGCCAGGUUGAGGUUGAGGUUUGGUCCUUAGCCUCAGGAAGUGCUUGGAAGAGUCUUGAUAAUGUUCCUGCCGAUUUUUCCCCUAGUACAUCUCAUCAUGCUUUUGUCAAUGGUGCUCUUCACUGGGCUCAAAGCCGCCUGACAAGUGGGGAGGAGGAGGAGUCUACUGUUUCCGUUGUGGCAUUGGACAUGGUUGAUGGAUCAUUUCGCAAUGUGGAGAUUCUCCAAUGUUGGAGAGGUGCACCAAUGAUUUCAAGGUACCAUGGUGAUGGGGAUCAGUGCUGGCUUGCGUUAUUUGAUUUGCAGGGAGACUCUUGUUUUGACUUGUGGGUGAUGAAAGAGUACGGUGUGGCUGAAUCAUGGACUAAAUUAUUCAAUGUGCAUCUGCUAGGAUCUCCGGAAGAAGAACUUCGGAUCGAGCCAUUUGGUUUUACAAAGAGUGGUCAGGUGGUGGUCAGAAUGGGUGGGGACGAAGAGUUCAAUUCGUUCAAGUCUUAUGACCCCAAGGACAAACAGUUUAGAGAUUUUGGAAAUCAGGCAUAUGACUACUACUUCAUGGAUUCUUUUGUGGAGAGCCUUGUCUUACUUGGCCAAACCAAUGUUUUUUCUUACUAAGGAGGGACUCAGAAUAAUCUACAACAGCAGCUACUACCAAUGCGGCUUGCUUUGCUCUCUGUUUUCAUGAAAAUAUGUAUCAGUUUAAUAAUGAAGUAAUAUUAGAAAACCUUCCAUAAAGUUUCUGUCUUGUUUUCUUCACUUUGCUUAGCCCAAUUGCUUAUCUGGGUCACAUAUCCAGCCCGCUUUUAAGAGUUGCUACUCAAACAUUUUUGCCUGAGCAAUUUUACAUCUUUGGUCUCCGGGAGUUUCCUCCGCUAGGGCGAUUAGAACUAACUCUGCAGACCAUUAUUUGCAUACAACCGGGUGUGGACUGUUCCAACAUGAUGGCUGCUAUAACA
Molecule: messenger RNA, 1585 nt
Organism: Rosa rugosa (rugosa rose)
Lineage: Eukaryota; Viridiplantae; Streptophyta; Magnoliopsida; Rosales; Rosaceae
Product: F-box/kelch-repeat protein At3g23880-like
Exons: 1
Coding region: 87-1244 (385 amino acids)
Molecular function (GO): protein binding
Source: RefSeq, a predicted model, not a curated record